Tyto alba (common barn owl) is the source of this 3067-nucleotide messenger RNA. It is a transcript of the gene PARP9, whose product is annotated as poly(ADP-ribose) polymerase family member 9. Gene Ontology annotation, biological process: positive regulation of type II interferon-mediated signaling pathway; negative regulation of gene expression. The transcript is spliced from 10 exons. The record is from RefSeq and is a predicted model, not a curated record. Gene Ontology annotation, molecular function: ubiquitin-like protein ligase binding; NAD+ poly-ADP-ribosyltransferase activity; transcription corepressor activity. Gene Ontology annotation, cellular component: nucleus; cytoplasm. Lineage: Eukaryota; Metazoa; Chordata; Aves; Strigiformes; Tytonidae. The coding region runs from base 77 to 2473 and encodes 798 amino acids.
GGCCGCGGUUCCCCGCCCCGCGCCCCGUUCCAGCUCCCAGCGCUGAGGGGGGGAGACGGCCGCGCCGCGCCGGUUCAUGGGGAUCUUCCAGAGUUACAGCCCAGAGACCUCGGAAGAGAAAAACAGUUUCGGGCCAAGCAUGGUAAUGGAUGAGGACAACUUGAUGAUCCCCAUCAAUAAAGAUGCCUAUGAGGUUCUUAAGAAAAGAGAGGACUGUCUAAGCAAUCAUAUCUAUAAAAAGUUUGCUUGUACAUUGACCUUCAAAAGUACAAAGAGCACUGUUGAAGUAUACAGGAAAAAACUAAAGGGAAUUGACAUUUGUGUUUGUAAGGAUGAUCUCACAAGGCACAAGGCUGAUGCUUUGGUGAAUGCAGCCAAUGAAUAUCUAAAUCAUUCAGGAGGCCUUGCUUUAGCCCUUGUGAGUGCUGGAGGGCCAGAAAUACAAGAGCAAAGCAAUCUUUAUAUUCAGAAGUAUGGAAAACUCACAGCUGGUGAAGUAGCAGUGACAGGUGGAGGGAAGCUUCCUUGUAAGAAAAUUAUUCAUGCAGUUGGUCCGAUGUGGACUGUUAGUGAAAAGGAAAGAUGUUGUCACCUACUUCAGAAGGCUAUUGUGAAUGUUCUGAAGUACGUUAGUGCUCCAGAAAAUACUAUAAAGUCUGUGGCUAUACCAGCAGUGAGCUCAGGUAUUUUUGGCUUCCCAGUCAGUUUGUGUGCUCAAGUGAUUGUAAUGACUAUAAAGGAAUUUGUUGAGGCAAGUCCACCAAGCUGUCUCAGUGAAAUCCGCCUGGUGAACAUUUGUGAGCCUACAGUUGCAGAAAUGAAGAAGGCCUGUGAAACGUUUCUGGAUGAUACCAGUUCACUUUCAGCUUUGCCAAGCCAGCCUUCAGCUUUCUUGAUAGAGGGGGGCCUUCGUUUGCGCAUCAUAAAAGGACUCCUAGAAGAGCAGAAGACUACAGCUAUUGUUAAUUCUGUGUCUGUGAAUGGCAAGCCUGAUUCUCCAGUUUCAAAACAACUGCUGCAAAAAGCGGGUCCAGCUCUUCAGGAUGAACUUCAGUUUCGUCAGAGAUAUUCAUCAUUUUAUAAGAAACUCAUAGUAACAGAAGGGUAUAACCUGCCCUGUAAGCUUAUACUGCACAUUAUAUGGCGGCAAGAGAGCCACUGGAUGUUACUGUGUGAGGAAUUAAAAGAUGCAGUGGCAAAGUGCCUGCAUUACCUUCAGGACUGUCAGUCUCCCUCAGUUUCUUUUCCAGGAAAUGGGAGUUGGUCGUUAAUGCUGCCUGUUGAUAUAGUGGCAGCGAUCAUGAUUGAAGAGGUUUUAAGCUUUGCCAGGGCACACCCUGAGAAGAAGAUAGAUGUGCAGUUUGUCUUCUGUCCCGAUGACAAUGAUGCCUAUCAGGUUUUCCAGAGAAAAUUUUACUCAGCAGUACAAAAACUGGAAAAAAAGCAGUAUUACAGUGGAAGUGAUCAUUUGACUACAGGGUCAGGCAGUCAAAGUGUAAAAGAGAGUGCAAAGAGCGAACCAGCUAUUGAACUCAGAGGGAAAACAUACAGAGCAUUGGAAGCAGCAGCAUCAUGGAUACAAAGCAUGGUACAAAUUCAGGAAAGUCACUGUGCUACUAUUGAAAACAACUACAUUUUUAGCCUUGGUAAAAAAGAGUUCGCAGAACUAUCCCGAAAGCAGCGUUCUGACGUAUGUGUGUCAGAAGAAGUGAGAGGUGGAAAAGCCAGACUGGAAUUUCAGGGCCCUCCUGAUGCCGUGAUUGAUGCAGUGCUCGCAACUGAAAAAUUACUACUUCGUAUGCAAGAGAAGAGUACAGCUGAACAACAACUGCUGUGUUUAAUGAGCCAACCAGAAGGUCAGCUUUCAGAAAGACACCUUCACAAGACAGAUAUGACUAAAUGUGUCCAGAUUUCACUGGUGGAAUCACACCUUCAGGAGUUUAAAGACAGACAGAAACAGUUUGAAAGAGCUGGGCUUCAUGUUCUCAAGAUUGAAAAGAUACAUAAUCCUCUCUUACACGCUGCGUUCCAACAAAUGAAAAAAAAAAUAGAAGAAAAACAAGGUACAUCCAAAAUAACCCACAAGUUGUACCAGUGUGUUCCUGCUCACUUCUGUAGCUCCGUAUGCCAAUCUGGAUUUCACAGGAUGUACUCUCCACCAACAGAACAAAAAUACGGAGCUGGCAUCUACUUUACAAGGAACCCGAGAAGCCUAAUCAAGGGUAAAGACACGUGGGAAACAGACUCUAAAAUGUACGUGUUUGAGGCUGAUGUAUUAACAGGCUUAUUCACUAAAGGCGAACAGUCUUACCUCGUUCCACCAGCAGUGCAAGGGGAUGCCACUAAGGUAUAUGACAGCUUAGUAGAUGAUGUAAACAAUCCUGACACCUUUGUCAUUUGCAAUAGUGUUGGGGCCCUUCCACAGUAUUUGUUGACUUGUUCACAAGUGAGGGAGGGGUAUAUGGCGUUCUGAGGAAACCAGCAGCAUAUUAGUUAGAACUGAAGCUAUUGUGAAGACCUCUUCAGAACAAAGCCUAAUACUUAGAGGAUGCUCUACCUAGUAACACAUUGUGAUCAAAGUGCCUUGUGCAAAGUGCUCUGAAAUAUCCGUGAACAAAAAAAAGUCAGUCAAUACCUUAAGGAGAUUAGAAUAAAAUUACCUGUGAAUGGAAACAGAAGGGAAAGCAUCACAAAAUACAGUUUAACAUUUAUCUCUUCAUUUACUUUCUGCCUUAAAGAGUUCUGAGCAUGUGACUAUAUACUUGUUGCUUGCAUAGGCUGUCAUUCUUCCAUUAAAUUUUCUUAAUCUGAGAUACUGCAUGUAUUAGUGAAACGCAAGAAACCAUGGUUGUGCCUUCGAUUCUUAAAUCUUCUUUUGACUUAAAUAGAUUAAUGUAUCGGGUGAAAGCUGUUUCCCACUUAGGGACAUGCUCUUAAAUACACAGUUACAACAACUUUGACGCAAUACUCAAUGCUUUCUAACAGUAGUUGCUGUAAGAGUUUUUAUUAGUUAAGAUACUUCAAGCAUUGUAGAUGUGUAUAUUCAAAAUAAAAACAAUGAACAACA